Molecule: messenger RNA, 261 nt
Organism: Necator americanus (New World hookworm)
Lineage: Eukaryota; Metazoa; Nematoda; Chromadorea; Rhabditida; Ancylostomatidae
Exons: 1
Coding region: 1-261 (86 amino acids)
Source: RefSeq, a predicted model, not a curated record
AUGGAAGGCGUGGUUUUAUGCGAUUUCGUGAAGAACUCUUUUGAUGGAGCUUCAUCGCCUGAAUGCACAGCUAUAAUUGGUGAAUGGAAGAGCCGAAGCCUAGCCGUGCAGCUGUGGGCACGAGAGAAAAUUGGUAUAAAACGAUGCAACGGUAAACACCGUGGAGCAGCAGCACGAGCUCAUGAGGCUAGCAGAAAGACAAAACAAUUCGUCAUCAGAUUACUAGAAAACAGUGAAAAUUCAAACGCUGAGAGGGAGUGA